AUGCACAGGGUUGAACAGUGGACAGGAACUCAUUUUCGUAAGGCCGAACUAUGGGAGGUUGGCACAUAUCUAUUGAUUCCCCACCACUCUGGUGAAGCCAUAUGCCCUUCUUUGAAUGCUCGGAUUGCAUUUCUGGAAUCUCUAGAGGAGCCCAAGGAUUGGUCAGAGCAAGCUCGACUCAGGUCACUGGACCUCAGUCAAGUUCCAUGGAGAACUGAUGAAACAAGAGCCACCAGCAUCAAUGAAUACAACACUCCACAGGAUGUCAAUGAAAUGGGAGCAGAACCAGAACCAAAUGGCCCUUCAGAUGCAGAGUUUGAGAAGUUAUUGGACGACUUACUAGAAGACCCGUCUAUGGAACUCCCAUCUGACGUUUUGGACGAUGAGGACGAAGAAACUGCAAAUGGCGACUCCGACGUCGGGAAUAUCCCACAAUAUCUGCAGUAUCCGACAGAGGCAACACCUAAUAUUUCUUCCCAUGCCAACCACGUACCUAGAGUGGAUGGCCUUAAUAACUCUUACGUCCGCGUCGUUCAUACAAAUGGUCUUCAUCAUCUAGCAAUGGUAUCGUGUGUUUGCCACAGUCAAGGCUCUGAUACAUUGCCACUCGACCUUGUGGCAAGCAGACUAUUGCCUACAAGUUUCUACCAUACUCGCACACUAUUUUCCGCCCAUCUUCUCGAUUACUUUCGUUUAUCCAACUUGGAGCUCAAGGCGUCGGCAUACCAGUUUUACUCGUUACUCAAACGCAUAACAAAUUCCAUGGCACCAUCAAGUGUUGUCGACUUAUAUAACGAGUUCCGCAGGAUGUCAAGGUUAUGGAGAUGGAUGAAGAAAUUGAAGUGGGCGGGAUUUGCAGGUCACAAUGGUAAAAGUGCCCUCAACGUUGGAAAAGGAGAACUGGCAAACUACUGUCCUGCCUGCCCGCAACCAGGCAUCAAUAUUGAUCCUAACUGGAGAGAGGAUCCAAAUAAAUGGGUUUACAAACGGAUUUUUGUAGCAGAUGGAAACUUUAAAGCCGACCACGUACGAUCAGAAAAGCCAUCGCGGGAUAUCUGGCUGUCGGAAGGCGGGGGUAUGAUGCCUCAAAGAGAGGAGUAUCAUGCAUUUUUAAAGACAGCAAUUGAAGCACUGACCGGUGCACCUUGCGAGAACACUUUCCGCGCUAUUCAAAAUUCAUUAUUAUCCUCCUCAUCGUGCGAUGUUACAGGUGUUGUUGGAGUGGCAUGUGCCCGCCAUGGCUGUUAUGCUCCCAAUGCUCUUGUCAACCUUUUCAAAGGCGAACAGCAAAAGAAUGUUGAUUUUGCCUUUCUAGCGGCCCUUCGCUCUACUGGAGUUCAUCCCGAUCAAGGAACAAUGGUAAUAUAUGACAUUAUCUGCCAGUACAUCAUCCAUCUCUUGAAGCGAAUCAAACAGCAUCUCCCGAACGGUCUCAAAGUUGAUCGUGCCAUUGGAAUGUUUCACGUCCAUGCCCAUAAAGACGAGUGUUUUUUCCGAUAUGCACCUACCUUUAUUCCCGGGGCUGCUUGCGUUUGCGGAGAAAUACUUGAAUCUCUGUGGGCAGACUUAAACUCCAUCUCUCCAGCCGCUCGCACUGCAACACUAGCGCAUCGUACGGAGAUUCUGGAUGAUCACGCAUCCGAUUCAAACCACAAAAAGGCUCUGGAAAUCACAAAAUAUCUUUGCCGAAGGCAUCUGGAGUCUGUACAAGCACGAGAAACCUAUCGGAUAUCUUUUGCAAACUUGACAAAAGCCGCUGAUCCCGACGCGGUUAACCUCUGGAAGAAACAGAUAGAAGAUGCCGAAGCCCGCAGAUUGGAGGAUCCCAAAGUGAUGGAUAUCUACACAGCAAAGCGACCUGGACAAAGUACUUCAUCAAAUCGCGAUUCUGAGGCUGAAUGUACAUCUGAGUCCUUGACUCCAACAGAGUCAUGGAUUCAAUUUGCAUUACUGGUCGAAGAGAAACAACUUGAUAUCCGCGUCCGUGCACGGAGGUUGGUAAAUCAUGACCGACUUACCGACCGAGUCAAGUUGCAGAAGCUUCGGGACGCUCUCAAGCCUCUUUUAUCUCAACUUUCCUUGCUUCAAGCCAAUGCGGGAGUGGUAACAACUGCAGUACACGGACAAAGCUUUUCUGAGCAGCUUUUUGUUGACUGGGAGGAGGACAAAGAUGUUCUUGCGCCGGGAUCGGCUCCACCAGAGUACGACGCCAUUGAUAAGCAGCUACUAUGCCUGCCGUCUAACGGAACAGCGGACAAUAUAUACGCGCCAUACGAGCUGAAGGCACAGAUUUCUCAGGCCCGAAGCCUCCUCGAUCAACUUCGUGAACGCAUUGCCGAGAGAUCAUUUCAAUACUCCGACAUUGUUCGUCAUGCACCCCGGAAAGGUGUCCGCACAAGAGGAUAUGCCGCAGCAAAGGAACUCAAAGACCAAAUAUUCCUGCAUGCACAGGCUUAUUCACAUUGUAGAAGUUGCCUCGUACAACUUGGUGCCGAUGUCAGUACCUUGCAAGAAUUCCGAAUUUUAACCAAAGACGAUGUGAAGUCUAGCACAGCAGUCAUCAACCCAAAUAUUGCUGGAUCCACCAAGUUCCGCCUCUCUUGGAUUUGGUACUCAAUAAACCAACGUCUCGGACCAAGAUGGGCACUUGAUCCAAAUGCCGACUCCGCUGCGGAUCCCUAUAGUAUUGGCGAGGAUGCCGAUCCCGCCACUGUUCUUGAAUUCAAACGUGUGCAUUGGUUACGGGCAAGAGCACUGUACAACCGUUGGCUUGAAGAAGAAACUUUGGUUCGUUAUGAAAUGCGGUGGACCGUGUUAUUUUUCCUUCAUAAAUCAAAGUGGUGGCUAGAUACUAUUAACGGUGACAGAGCCUUAACACCAGGUGCAACGGCGUAUGCACAUCGGCAGUCACAGAUGUACAAGCGCUUGGCAUUGAUUGGGGAUCAUUAUUUUAAGCAGACAAAUGUAAAUUAUACAUCCAUUAUACUCAAGAGCGAAAACCCCCCUACUAUCCGCCCAUUCCGCCAGCUAUCUGCACCAGUAAUGGAUGAAGUACCCUCAAUUCGCCCAUUCCGCCCCUUUGAUCUUCAGUAUGGGUUCCGUGAAGCUUUGAUUCAUAUUUUGCAGGCCUCUGGGCAGAGGCGUAAACAGUGGAUGCAGCGAAGCCUUCAAAAGGAAUUGAACUGGGUUUUGAGCCUCAUCGGUCGGGGAUAUGUCGUCGGGUUGAACUUGGAGAUUCCGCACUUGAUUCGCUGUCUUGCGGACUCUCUCGGAUCGGUAGACAAAGACAUUCUCCCCAUAAAUAUUGACAUGGCCUUCGUUGAAAUUCUUGCGAGCGGCACUCGGGAAUGGGCCUUUGACAAGCGUGUCGGGUCCUACAUUUAUGCCUGGUGGAACUCAAACAGCGCUCCAAAGCCAGAGGACCACAUGGGUACUCCGACUAUCGAGGCAAUUCUUUCUCAUCACAAGGCUGAGUUCUACAAAACAUUUGAUCCUGAACCAACAACGACAUUCGAUGACUUGCUCAAGGCACACAUUUUCAACCAAGUUCCCGAUGUCCCGGCCAAUCUGCCUCUCAUCCAUCCUGUUCAAGUCAUUCUAAACAAAGUAGGAGACACUUGUGAUGCUUGCGACGCCUUUCAAAAUCUUUCCAUUGAAAGUAUCCAGCAGCUUAGCAGUGCAAAGAAUCAUACCUCAUCCAUGUUUAGCACUGCUAACACCGAGCUUGACCGCAUUUCCCGCCGUGCUAUUGGAUUUUUUGAGCUCUACGAGGCUUCGCAACGCGCUGCAGAUUUGAACAAAGACCCCGCCAUGACUCAUUCCGAUGAAAAUCCCGCUUCAAAAUGGACCUGGGGCAGAGAACUGACAGCAAAAGAGGUGUGCUCCCUUGGAGGGAAAAAGAAGGCGUUCCACUCUGGUUAUGCGGAAAGUCUGCGAGACGGUAAGCUACGUUCGCGGUCCCAACACAAAGCAUCGCACUCCCCUCACGCAUCCGACAAUUUUGAGCCCGUCUCGCCCUUGGUUCAAGAGAAACAUAUGUCGGACAAAUCUGUCAUCCACCCCCAAUACUUCAAAGAUGGGACGGACAAAGGUUCAAUCGCUAGUCUUAUCGAAAUGGCGGAAACGACGUACAAAUCGGAGUCCGACUCUGAUGACAACGUCAACCACGUUGAAGGUUCUCAAACAGUGUUGGAGCUGUUGGCACAGGCCGAGUACAUUUAUUCCGACGACGACGAUGAAGACAAGAAUUCCGAAGUCAACAACGUAGCGGCUUGCGCUCAGGCUCCACAAUCGGUAUCGGAAUUGUUGGCGCAGGCUGAGUACAUUAGCUCUGACGACAACGAGAACGGCGAUGACAUACAGGAGGGACACAAUGGCGGAAAGGUUGCUGGAAAGAAGAGGCAAAUUUCUGAAAGCCCAACCGACUCGGACAGUGGGCCUAUUAGGCAAACUAAGAAUCGCAGAUCGGAUAGUCAGACUGUCAAGAGCAAAGAUAACUCAACCCCAUACUUCACGAAGAGUUUUUUUGCUCGUCAAUUGGAUGAAGGCCUCUUUGAAAACGACGCCGACCCCAAUGCCAAUGAUGAAAAAGAUUCCGACGAUGAGGGUGUAAGCGAUGGCGGGGAAAUGGAAGAGUAG
Molecule: messenger RNA, 4638 nt
Organism: Psilocybe cubensis
Lineage: Eukaryota; Fungi; Basidiomycota; Agaricomycetes; Agaricales; Agrocybaceae
Exons: 8
Coding region: 1-4638 (1545 amino acids)
Source: RefSeq, a predicted model, not a curated record